ACGAGUCACUUCACUUUCUUGUACUUGUUUCACAUAAUUAAAAUGGAGGAGGAACUAGGACCCCUCCUAGGGUUGUUCUGAGGAGGAAGAGGAAAGUCACGUGUGGUGAGUAUGCAACAAAGAGAGGCUGUUAGUCUACAGGAGGUUGGGCAAGUUGAAGGAGAGGGAGUCUUGCAUCUGUUGUAAAUGAUUCAGAAGAACCAGCGAUCUUAACUGUGCUCACCUGAAUGCACUAUCAGCCGCUUUGGAGGCCAUGGACAGGGCUACCACUUGAAUCAUGGCAAUAUCCAGAGCUGCAAACUUUAAGGACGAGGAGCCGUGGUGAGGAGGGCAGACCCAAGGAUGGAAUGCUUGGAAGAACCAUCAGUUUCACAGGGAGGAGUAGAAACCAUGGCUCAGAACUGAGACCCGAGGUCCCGCCGGACCGUGAGGUGGCCCUGCCUGGUGCACGCUUUUUCAGUUUUGAAGAGCUGCCCAAGCAGUUCCAAGAAGAGUUGAUCACAUUUAUGUCAAGGAGCCAAGCGCUUUCUCUGAAGUGUGCAGAACCGGAAGGGAAGAGUCGGCAUGUUCAGAUUCAGUCCUUCGCCGCGACCUCAGUACCUGUCCUCUGUGAGGCCCCCGCCCCCCAAGGCCUCCUGCCUCCUUCCCACCACAUCCAGGAGGUGGGCUGCUCCAUCUCUACUAGGGACUGGGAGACUUCUGCCAGGACCGUGCCCUGCUCUACCAGGGACUUCGCCUGUGGACACAGGAGACAGGACCGGAGGCGCGGGGCUGCGCCCUUCAGAGGAGAGGUGGUGUUUGCAGGAUUUGGUGAAUGAUUGGCUGUGAAAGAUGAAGAAGGAGGAGUCACAGACGACCCUGAGGUCUCUCCAUUCGUGACUUGUUGGAUGGUGGUGCAAACAAGGACAUAGGAGCAAAAGCAACUUUGGUGAGAAAAGCAAUGUGUUCAGUUUUGGAUCUGAUGCAUCUGAGAUGCCUCUGGGACAGCCAGUGUGGAUACUCGGUGAGUGACUAGAUGGUUAGCUAUGCAGUCAGGAAAGAUGAUGGACUGCUGAAAAAGGUCUGAGUGUCACUGGAACAAAGGCAAUAGUCAAAGAAAUGGAAAUGCGUGAAUUCAGUUACGGCAGACUUCUCCAUCCGCCCCAGCAGGCCCAGUGCUUAGUACCCACAAAAACGUGAGCAGAAAGUGAGUGAAGGGGCAGACAGAAAUUGGGGAGAAACGUCAGCUACUUUGUUGUCGUUUUAUCAGCCGCUAAGUUGUGUCUGAUUCUUUCACGACCUCAUGGACUGUCUCCUGCAUUGCAGGCAGAUUCUUUUACCACUGAGCCACCAGGGAAGCCGCAGUUACUUUGUUGGUUGAAAGCGUGUUAGUCGCUCCAUUGUGUCUGACUCUUUGCAAACCCACUGUCCAUGGCAUUCUCCAGGCAAGAAUCCUGGAAUGGAUGGCCAUUCCAUUCCC
This is a messenger RNA of Bubalus bubalis (water buffalo), 1459 nucleotides long. RefSeq lists its product as uncharacterized. Bases 228 to 818 code for a protein of 196 amino acids. The transcript has 3 exons. Lineage: Eukaryota; Metazoa; Chordata; Mammalia; Artiodactyla; Bovidae. The record is from RefSeq and is a predicted model, not a curated record.